CAUUAUUUCCUUCCACUUUUCUCUUUCCUCACUUACUUGAUUUCCACGCCUAGCGUGUCGUCGCUGAUUAUCCGGCAUGUCUGAUUGGGAGGCAUCUGACAGCGAUACUCAAGCCAAAGCAGGUCCUCAGGUAAAGGUGCCGCUGGCAAAGAAGCCUACCAAGGGAAAAUGGGAGGGAGAAGAUGAGGACGAUGAUGCUCCCGCAAGUGACUGGGAAGACUCAUCCGAGGAGGAAGAGAAGGUCCCAUCGGCACCAGUAGCACCACCAAAGAAGAAGGGUACUCUAAAGGCAAAAAUUGCGGAGAAGGAAGCUGCUAAAGCUGCACGUAAAAACGAAGAGGACCCAUACGACUCGGACUCCGUGCUGGAUCCAAGGGAGAAAGCCCGAAGAGAGAAAGAAAUGGAGCUUAAUUCCGACCUUAACAAUGCCGCUGAUUUGUUUGGCGCCGCCGCCCUCGGAGGCACAACCUCCAAGGAAUUGGAUUCCCUUCUGUCUUUCCAGCCUCGGACGAAGGAAGAUUUCAUACAGCUUUCAUCGCGCAUAAUAGAGGUCGUCAUCAAAAAACACCAGAAUAAGCCGUUGUAUCCGGCGUUUGUCGAACAUUUUGUGCGCGAACUGGCUAUGCCUCUCAAGGAUGUCGAAGUGCGCAAAGCCGCCAGUGGGUUGACAACCCUUGCCAACGAAAAGCAAAAGGAGCAGAGAGACAAGGCGAGCGGCAAGAAGAAGCCGAAAGCAGCAUCUAAGCCAGCUCUCGGAGCUGCAAAGGUUGCAAACAGGGUCGACACUAGCAUUUAUGAUGAAGCCUUGGACGAUUUUGGCAGCCAUGCUGAUGAUUUCAUGUAGACGGCUUACCUUUUGUUUCUAUAGUAAGUUUACGUCGUUUUUAAUACUGUGUUGUAGAGGGCACUGUUGUAGACUAAUUGACGCCCGAUCUGGAAGAAAGGGUAGGUAUUUAAGAUAUGCCACAUCUGUGUUACCAUUCAUCUCAUUCUUCCUCAGACACAGGCAAUACACGUAAUUUGUACCAAGAACCAAGAGCUUGGCAGUCUACGUCCCAACGAUUCCUCAACAUGUGCUCGUUAAGAUCGUUACGCGUCGCCGUAGCUGGAAGAUGUACAGUGUCGGGUCCUUCUCAGAAGAAAUUUUACCUUCUUCGUUUAGAGUGAACGAAAACGAAGUCCUUCC
Desarmillaria tabescens is the source of this 1186-nucleotide messenger RNA. Its product is annotated as translation initiation factor eIF3 subunit. The record is from RefSeq and is a predicted model, not a curated record. Gene Ontology annotation, molecular function: translation initiation factor activity. Gene Ontology annotation, cellular component: eukaryotic translation initiation factor 3 complex; cytoplasm. NCBI's taxonomy places the organism in Eukaryota, Fungi, Basidiomycota, Agaricomycetes, Agaricales, Physalacriaceae. The transcript has 5 exons. Bases 77 to 844 code for a protein of 255 amino acids.